This is a messenger RNA of Dothidotthia symphoricarpi CBS 119687, 3818 nucleotides long. RefSeq lists its product as uncharacterized. Gene Ontology annotation, biological process: protein localization to plasma membrane. The coding region runs from base 255 to 3713 and encodes 1152 amino acids. The record is from RefSeq and is a predicted model, not a curated record. The transcript has a single exon. Gene Ontology annotation, cellular component: plasma membrane. Lineage: Eukaryota; Fungi; Ascomycota; Dothideomycetes; Pleosporales; Dothidotthiaceae.
CUUCGUCCGAGCAAAUAUCUUACCUUGACUGUGCUCUGCCCUGCCACCGUUCGUUUUCUGCCUUCGCCCGUCGAGUACCCUCCCGCCCCGCCGCCUGAUGAUGCUGCCGCCCUAGAUUCCACACGCAAUCCCGUCACGAUUCACACAAUAAGCGCAGCCUGACUCGGUCGCGACUGCCUCUUGCGUUCCGCUUACCCGUCGCCGCCUAAUCCCCAUUCCGCGACACAACCCCCAACACGUGCACACAAGCCUCGAUGAACGCAGCGCGGCAGGCCUGUCGCCCCAAGCACCAGGUCCUGGUCCUCAAGUGCUACCCCAAGGUGCAGAAGAACGAUGUCGAGGUCAAGGCCAACUCGAGUGAGUUGAGCUAUCUGCUGUACUAUGCGAGCACGCGACGGAGCAAGCUGCAGAAGGUCGGCGACUUCCUGGACAAGCGGGCGACCAAGGAUGUGUGGAAGGGCAGUAUUGGCAGCGUCCAGGUCACGCUGCAGAUAGUAAGGGCCCUCGUCGAGAAAUGCCCGCGCGACCUGCCCCUCUACGCCGGCGCCGUGCUGCGCAUCCUGCGGACCAUCCUCAACUCCAACGACGUGACCAUGGUCGAGGAGUCUGUGCCGGCCUUCGAGGCGCUGUGCGCACACCAGGAACCCGCCGCCCUCGCCGCAGACCAGGACUACAUCAAGCAGUACGAGGAGAUUGUGCAGCUGUACGCCCAGUUCGCCUCCAAGAGCCCCCCGCAGACUGCCAAGGCCCCCACCAGCUGGCCCGUCGCAAUCCGCUACCGCAAAGCUGGGCUGCAGGCGUUGAAGGCAGUCGCCUCGUCGGAAUCGCUUGGAUCCGAGACAGGCCGUCAGUUGGCUGUCCUGAUACCCGUCAUCCUCACCAACAUAUACUCGGAAAACGGGACAUACUUGAAGCGCCUGGAGAACCGCGACGCCGACAACGACGAGCACGAGAAGGAGCUGGCAUUGCGGCGGCGACAGAGCGCCUCGACGGCGCGCACAGACGACGAGGACGGUGGGGAUCCAAUCGCUGCAUCAGGGACGACCGAAGAUGCAGACAAGCUCGCAGAAGAAAAGGUUGGCGUUGUUGCCCUCCAGGCGCUGCGUAACAUCUUCCAGGGCGGCAACAGAGGACAGCUCCGACUCGGGACAUCUAUUGUUCUCAACUUCAUCGGUACUCAUGUGAAGUCCCCCCCGCCAUCUACGGAACACGGCAGCGCAAACUGGGCGACCAGGCUCAUGGCUAUGAUCUGCGCAUGGGCGCCAGUGCAAGACCGCUAUGCUAUCAUGGUCGGCGCAGUCGAAGCUCUCGUCAAAAGCCCAAUCGUCGAGGACGACAUGGAACGGCAGUUGGGUCUCGCAACCAUUAUUGAUUACCUUCUCAGCUCCACUAUCAACUUCAUCGGACUCAGUGUUAUGGACGUGCUGGUUGGUCUUAUUUCUCACACAUUGUUGCUUCUACAGCUUGGUGGACCUGGGUCGACGAUACAGCCGCAUACUCAACAGACCACCUCGGUCUCGGAGAAGGGCUUGAAUGGUGCAGGAGCUGCGAACAGUCUGUCGGGUGUCGUCAUGGAGGUUGUCAAGGAAGUGUCGCAUGUGCGAGUGCAGCUCCUAAGUACGGUACAAAAGUGUAUGGCUGAUCUGGCAACACAUGUAUACUACACCGAUCAGAUCUCCGACAUGGUGGACGCGAUUCUCAGCCGUCUGAAACCUUCUCGGCUGUCUAGCGUCUCUUCAACGGCGGAUGCAAUUGAGAACCCAGCAGAAACGGUUGAUGCGGUUGCAGCUUCAGGUAGCUUGCAAGAGAAGAAUUCUGUUGAUCGUUUCUUUUCCUUUGAAACGGCUCGCAUCGCAGCUCUCGAGGCCGUCAAGGCCAUCAUCACCACUGCAAACGCACGGAGACCGGAUGGAUCAAAGGCAACUGUCUCGCGCAGCAAAGUUGGCGUAAGCGUAUGGGAAGGCACGCAAUGGCUUCUGCGUGACCCUAGCGGGCAGGUCAGGAAAGCAUACGUCGAUGCGCUUGUUACCUGGCUCAACCUCGAGAAGGAGCAGGAAGAUUUGAAGAUUGUGGACAACUACAGGAGAAAAGAGAAGGAGAAUGAAAAGGGGGGAUUGGCGAAACGAGCUGCGUCCAACGCGUCGCAGCGCGAAAGGCCACACCGGAAGACGGGGAAAGACACGUUCUUGCCGCUCCUUCAUCUGGCCGUGUAUGAGAACGCGCUUCACUACGUUGAUUCCGAGUCUGAUCUUCUGCUACUACACCUCCUCCUCACGACCUUGACGGAUAGACUCGGUGUCAACACUGUACGAACUGGCCUACCGAUGAUCAUGCGGUUGCAGGAGGACAUUGCAGGCGUUCAAGAUCCAGGUUCCAAAGUACGGAUAGGCAGUCUUGUGCACGGCUAUCUGUGGGCUCUGAGCAUGACUUUUGACUUUGAGACGUCUUCAGUGGGUCGCUCCAUACACAAUGAAAUCACGCGAAGAAGCAACAGAGGUCUAUGGGUAAAGACUAUCCGAGUCCCAGCUAUGCAUGUUGGUCUCAUUGAAACACCACACCCGUCUCAGAUGCAACUUCCUACCAACGCCGUGCAGAGCGAGGCUAUCGUUCCCUUUGACAACCGCGAAGCUCUUGUCGAUAAGAUCUCAGAAGGUUAUUCGUCUUCUUUGUACUCGCCACCUUCUUCACCACCCGGGUCCCCGGACCGUUCUGCAUCAGCAGUCUCGUCGAUCCCUGUGAUCCAUCAGCCUGCAAACCUCAAUUCCGCUCCUCAACUCUCCUACAAAGUCAGAGACGACCUUCUCGCUGACUGGACUCGAGAUAUCUGUCUCGUGGCCAACACCAAAGAUUCCUCGUCAGCGUCGAUGACGGGCUCAAAAUCGGGGACGCAAUACACACGAAACAACUUUCUCGGCGUAAACAUCCCGAAUGGCAACAUGGAAAGUGGAACCAACUCACCCGCGCUGGGAAGCCCCCGACGUUCACAAAGCAAGCCGCCAUCCAUUGCAUACGGACUUGUAGGUCCUUCGUAUCGCCAGCGCAGUCCCUCCAAUACAGCACGGAGCACCUCAUCCGCUCGCAGCACGGUACGCGUGGAUGACCUUAAACGCGCACUUUCUGGCGCCGGCAAUGCCCCGCGCACCUCGUACUCUCGUCGCGCGCCCUCACAACGACAGCGCGAGGACUCCUCUGCAAGCGAGUCUAUGGUCAGCGUGCACUCGCUAUCCGACUCAUCAUUCGUUACAACAGAUCCAAACUCACGUCACGGCUUCGCACCUGAGAGCCCGUCCACGCCUGCAGCAACACUCACGCCGCGCCCACAGACUGCAACGAGCAUGAACUUUCCAACGAAUUACACAGGCGAUGUGCCGCCUGUGCCGCCUAUUCCCGAGGCGCUGAGGGACCAGAGUGCGAGUCCAUCGGGCGUGAGCGAGAAGGAUUUCGCGAGGCCGAGGGCGGGUACCAACGGGACUAUGGGCACCAUGGGUGUUGGUUUUGCAUCUAGCAACGCGGCACAGACGAGGAGGAGUCGCAGUGUUAAGAGUGGGGUUAGUCGGAGUCGGGGCAGGAGUGAGCAUAGGGGAAGCGAGGGGCAGGAGAGGAAGCCGGAUUUCUCGGGGUUCUUGGAUAGUCUGGGCAUUGAUGACGAUGGUGAUGAUGAGGAUGGGAAUGAGGGUGAAACGGGGCAUGGCGUAGGGAGAGCGCCGUACUAGGAGUGUCUGUCUGGAGUGUGAUCGUUUGUAGAUGCUUGAGAUGAGUUGAUAUCUAUCGCCUUUGGGCAAUUUUUCGUUAUUCAUAGCAAUUAAAUUCACCUUCUU